Messenger RNA from Rotaria sordida, 4968 nucleotides. NCBI's taxonomy places the organism in Eukaryota, Metazoa, Rotifera, Eurotatoria, Philodinida, Philodinidae. The record is from the annotation of a GenBank genome assembly.
AUGUAUGAAAAAAGAAAAAAAACUAGAAGUAUGGCUUCAAAUCGUUUUGGUUAUAUAUGUGAAAAAUCAUUUCAUUUACAUCGUAUGAAUGAUUGUGAUGAUCUUGAUUUAUAUUAUCGAAAAUUUUUAAAUAAAUUAAGUAAAAUAUGUUUAAAAAUCUUUCUUCCAUUAUUACCAUUAAUUUAUUUAUUAACAUUAUUUCUUUGUCGUUUAUUAUUAUAUAAUCAAUUAAUAAUUAUAUUUGAUAUACGUACAAUACUUUAUUUAAUAUGCAUUUUUUUAACAUUCAUUUUAUUAUUUCUUAUACGUUUACAUACAAAAUGGAAAACACUUUGGUUUUGUACAAGAAUUUUUUUAAUAUUACUUUUAAUUAUUCCAUUAAUAUUAACAUAUCAAACAGAACAAUAUCAUAUAUUAUUUUCAACAAUAUCAAUAACACUUAUUUAUUCAUUAUUAACAUUUACAUUAACACAAUCAUUAAUUAUUUGUUUAAUUAUAUCAAUAUUACAUAUAAGUCUUUUAUUAAAUCAAAAAAAUCAAAUACAAUGGAAUAGUUUAGAAUUUUUAUCAAUCAUUUUUUAUCAUUUUAUUAUAAAUAUAUCCGGUCUAUAUACAUAUAUAAGAUCAAUAAAACAUGUACGUCAACAUUUUCAUGCAUAUGAAAUAAAUUUAUAUGAAAAAAAUAAAUUAAAUGUUGAUUGUAAAAAACUAAAUACAAUUAUUGGACAUUGUCAACAACCACAACGUUUUAUUGGACGUUUAUCAAAAUUAUCUAGUGGAUUUAAUAUCAAUAGUCAAUCAAAUAAUAUAAAUCAAAAAUUUGGUACUGUAAUUAAUUGUAAUUUAUCAUUAAAUGAACAAACACGUCUUCAUACAUGUGAUGAAUUAGCAUCAUUAUUUGAUGUACUCUAUUGUCAAAUAGAACAAUUAAUAAUUAAACAACAACCUCAAGCAAAAUAUUUUUUUGAUAAUGAAACAAUAAUUAUUAUACUUUUAAAUGAUAAUGAUAAUGAACAAAUUAAUAUAGAUAAUUGUUGUCGUUUAGCAAUAGAAUUAUUUCGUUUUAUACAACAUGUUAAUAAUGUAACACAAUGGUGUUUAACAUCAAUAAUUGCUAUUGAUUAUAAUGAAUUAAAUAUUUUAUCAUCAGAAUAUAUACAAGGUUUAGCAUAUGAUUAUGCUCGAUGGUUACGUGAAGAAUGUCUUAUUAUUAAUCGUAUACAUGUAUCAUCAAAAAUUUAUAAUGCAUUAAAAGAAAAUAAAUUUUAUGAAUUUCAUUCUUAUACAUGUACAAAUAUGUAUGAAUCACAUAAAAAUUUAAUAACAUCAAUAAUUAAUUCCAGUAUGAUUGAUCAAUUAACACGUAUACAAGCACAAUAUCAUGUUGAAAAACAUUUAGGUACAAUAACAUUAACACGUUCAUUACGUAAAAGAAGUUUAAUUGAAUUAACAACAAAACAUCUUUAUUGGUUUAGUUUAAAUUUUAAAGAACAAUAUUUAAAUAAUGAUCAAAAUCUUAAUCAUGAUUUUCAAUUAACACAUCGUGCAUGUCGUCCAAAUUAUUUUAUUUAUGUUUUUAUAUUAUUAAUAUUAAUUGGUUCAUUAUGUCAAUCGUAUGUUAUUAAUCAUUUAACAUUAUAUUAUUUAAUAUUAUUUCCAACAAUAAUUAUUGGAAUUAUUUUAUUAAUUAUUUUAUUUCUUUAUUCAAUACAUAUUGAACAAACACAAUUAAAAUUUCAUAUUAAUAAAAUGAAUAGAAAAUUCUAUGUUUAUUUAAAUAUACUUAUUUGUUUAACUUUAUCAACAUUAUUUAUUGUUGCUACACAAUAUCAUGCAGUACAAAAUUUUAAUUAUUUAUUUAAUUUAAAUGAAGUUGUUAAUAAAACAAUAACAACUUUAAUAAUGAAUGAAUCAUCUAGUCAAAUGAAUUUAACUUUAAAUAAUACAAUAAUUAGUAUAUCAUCAUCAUUUGAUCGUCAAUAUCAUGAUUAUCUUAUUUUAUCUCCAAUCUAUGCACUUUAUUUAUGUUCAAUUUAUCAAGAAUGUUCAUGGAUAAUAAAAGCAUUUUUUAUUAUGAUUUGUUUAAUAGUUCAAUUAUGUUUAUUUGAAUAUAUAUGGUUAACAACAAAUAUAUAUUUUCCAUCUAUUAAUCCAUUACAUCAUUAUACAACAUUUACAUUAAUUAUAUUUCAUAGUUUCCUUUUAAUAAUAUCUUCAUAUGUACGUGAAUGGUUAGAAAAAAUUGAUUUUGUUUGGCUUAAACAAAUUGAUACUGAACGUUUAAUUAUUAUUCGACAACGUGAUGAACUUGUUAAACAAACAUCAUUAUAUUUACCAUUACGUGCUAUUAAUUAUUAUUUACGUAAUGAUUCUGAUUUAGCAUUAUCACAACAUUAUCACAUUAAGUAUGAUCGUAUGGCAUUAUUAUAUAUAAAUUUUUUACCAUUAAAUGUUGAACAUGAAUGUUUGCUUAUAAAUUAUCUUAAUGAUAUUGAAUAUUUAUUAAAAAAUAAUGAUAAAUAUAUUGAUAUAGUUAUGCAUAAAAAAUCUACAAUUAAAGAAAUUAUGUUUUCAAUUGAUAUAAAUAUUGAUGAUUCAAUAAAAAAUCUUCAACAAUUAGUCGAAUUAUUAUUUCAAAUUGAUGAACGUUUAAAACAAAUAUCAUCAACAACAAUUAAUCUUGCUGCUUGUUUACAUAUUGGUUGUGUUCAUGAAAUAUUAAUACAUUUUGAAAAAUAUCCAAAAGUUGAUCUAUGGAGUGAACAUAUAACACUUUUACAAUUACUUAUUAGUAAAACACAACCUAAUCAUUGUUUAACAACAGCAUCAAUUUAUCAUUUAUUAAAUGAUCUUUAUUUAUUUCGAACAGCCGGUUCAAUUGUUAGUACACAAUUUAAUACAGUUAAUAAUACAAAUAUUUAUUAUCUACUUGGCCGUCUUAUUGGAGAUAAUGUCUUUCAGGGUCGUAAUGCUCUUCCAUUAACAAUUGGUCAUACAAAUGUUGGUACUGUUCAAAAAUCUUCUAGUACAGACGAUUCUCAUCAUUCCCAAUCAUCUGAUCUUCGUUGUAAAUUAAAUUCUCAAAAAGAACAAAAUCAUAUACAAGCAUCAACAACAACAACAACAUCAUCAUCAAUUGUUCUCAAUGAACAACAAACUCUUCUUAAACAAUCAUCAUCAUCAUUAUCAGCUCGCAAACAUGUACGAAUAUCAAAUCAUCUUUCAUCAAUUGAAAAUCCUUCUUAUCGUCAAACACUUUUACAAGCAUUAAAUGCUACAACAAAAAACAGCAUUAAUAAUAAUAAUAAUACUCAACAUCAAAUAAGUCCUAUCAAAAAAUUAUCUAAUCGUUUAGUAACAAAAAAACAUACACCAUCACCAAUACCAAAAGAAUUUUAUGUACCACGUAUGACUCAUUUAAGUGAUAAUAGUUGUUGGUCAUCAAGAGAAGCGAUGAUACAAUCAGAAACAAGUGGAAGUAAAUGUUUAAUAUUAACACAACAAAUGUUGAAUGGAUCAACAGAUGAUAAUAGUCGAUGUAAAUCAACACCACCACCACCAUCAUCAGCUCGAAUGUCAUCAUCAAAUCGUCAUUUAUCAAUUGAACGAAAAAGUUUUACAGAAGAAGAUUUUCGUCAAUUACUUCACGAACAAUCAGCAAAAGAUGCUAAUAAUCCAUCACGAAGUUUAUCAAUAACAAAUGAAGAAACAGCUUCAUCAUUUUCUGGUUGGGAUGAUAUACCAUCAUCACCAUUACCAAGUAUUAAAUCUAAUCAUGGAAAUAUUCAACAACAACAGCAACAACAACAAGACUCUAUUAAACCUAUAUCAUCACCACUUGUUGAUUGUUAUUAUCCACGUCGUCCAUGUGAUUUAUCAUUUACAGUUAAUAUGACAACAACUGAAGAUGAUAAUAGUAGUCGAACUGAUGCAAAAUCAACAAUUAUUGCUUCACCAUCAUCAACUGUUGUUACAAUUACUUCGCCACCACCUCAACCACCACCGCCACAACCAAUACUACCAGUGCCUAUUACUAAACCAACUGUUGUUACAUCUCAAUCACAACAACAAAUUCCAAGAUAUCGACCAGGACCAUUUAAUUUAGCACGUAAAUUAAUAGCUGAAACAUCUGAAAGUGCUUUAUCAGAAAUUUCUAUUGAACAUCAUCAUGAACCAUGGACACAAAAUAUUGCUUAUCAAUCAAAAGUUCCUCAACGAACACGUCUUUCAUCAAGUUAUAGUAAUUUACAUGAUUUUUUACAAAUAAAUGACUCAUCAAAAUAUCGUCCUAAACCAAUUCAAUCACCAACAAUAAUUCAGAGUGAUUUAUUACAGCGUUGGCUUGAAGAUCAACUUAAUCUAUUUCGAUAUCAAAUUAAACAAACUCCACCAUUAUCAACAAGAAAAACCAAUCGAUUUUCGAAUAAUAUUGUUAUUAAGAAUGAUUCAACGGAUGAUGAGUCAGAUACUGUUAGUGAACAUACAUUUACUGCUUUGACAAAUCAAUCAAAUUUACAAUCAAAAUCUGUAUCAUCAAAUAAACGUCCGUAUAAUCAUGUCAGAUAUAAACCAUUACGAAAAAAUUCAACACAAACAUCAAAUCUUAUUCGACAUGAAUCUCUUAAAUAUCGUAAUAGACCAUUAUCAUAUGAAAAUAAUUCUCAAUUAAAUAAAACACCUUAUAAUUAUCAAUCAAAUCCUAUAAAAAAACUUCCUCAUCGAACUGAUUCAUCAUCAAUGCCUCGUUCAGAUUUAAGUGAUAUAUCAUCAUCUCGACCAGAUAAUUUAUCUGAAAGUGUUAUAUCACAUCUUGAAUCUGAAUAUGAUAAUAUUUAUACUCAACCAAUAAAUUCAACUACACCAAUAACAAUUAUGAAUAAUUCACAAAUUUUAAGUGAUAAUGAGGAUGAUGAUGAUGAAACUACUCUAGCAACAACAAUAACAACAAACAAUCGAUGUUACUUUUAA